AUGGCUCCAGUGACGAACGGGCGUCUGCUCUUCACCGAAAUCCCCACCGGGUACCCUGAGCCGGGAAAGACAACCAUCUAUGAUACCUUGCAGACCAUCGACCUCGAGAAUGUGCCGCUCAACGGUGGCGUGCUCAUCAAGACGCUCGUCUUGUCCAGCGACCCAUACUUGAGGGGACGGAUGCGGGAUGCGAAGAUCAAGACCUAUUCCGUCGCCUUCCAGCUGGGGGAACCAAUCGAUAAUCAUGGCGUCGGUGUCGUCCUGCGCUCUGAGGAUCCCACGUUCAAACCGGGAGACCACGUCUUCAGCUGGAAGCUGCCAUUCCAGCAUUAUUCAGUUUUCAACGGGCAAGACCUCGGUGCACUGCGCGUGCUCCCGAACGAGGAGAAGCUGCCGUGGUCGACAUACAUAGGAGUGUGCGGGAUGCCCGGCAAGACGGCGUACAUGGGAUGGACGGAGUAUGCCCAUCCGAAGAAGGGCGAAGUCGCAUUUGUCACUUCAGGCUCAGGCCCCGUCGGCGGCACUGUGAUCCAGCUCGCGAAAGCGGACGGCCUGAAGGUGAUUGCGUCCGCCGGCUCGGACAAGAAGGUCGCAUAUCUGCGUGAACUCGGUGCGGACGUUGCGUUCAACUAUAAGACCGUGCCCGUGAGCAAGGUCCUGCAGAACGAGGGCCCCAUCGACAUAUAUUGGGACAACGUCGGUGGCGAGAGCUUUGAGGCCGCGAUCGCCACGGCCAACCGACGCGCGCGGUUCAUCGAAUGCGGUACUAUCUCAGAAUACAAUAACGAAACCCCGUACCCAGUCAAGAACCUGAAGCUCAUCCUCUAUAAGGAGCUCCAGAUCUCAGGCUUCAUCGUCACCGGCCUCUACGCCAAGUAUGAUGAGCAGUUCUACAAAGAGAUACCGAAGAGAGUCGCCAGCGGCGAGAUCAAAUACAGUGAGGACUUCACGGAGGGCCUGGAGAACGCCGGACAGGCAAUACUGGAUGUGCAGCUUGGGAAAAACAAUGGGAAGAAAAUCAUUAGAGUGGCUGGCGAGUGA
Sparassis crispa is the source of this 1041-nucleotide messenger RNA. Its product is annotated as Zinc-type alcohol dehydrogenase-like protein. Bases 1 to 1041 code for a protein of 346 amino acids. The record is from RefSeq and is a predicted model, not a curated record. NCBI's taxonomy places the organism in Eukaryota, Fungi, Basidiomycota, Agaricomycetes, Polyporales, Sparassidaceae. The transcript has 10 exons. Gene Ontology annotation, molecular function: oxidoreductase activity, acting on the CH-CH group of donors, NAD or NADP as acceptor.